UUUAACAUCGAAAUCAUCGAUGUGGUUCCAUCUCUAAUGAUCAGCGCAUUCCGAAAGAUUCCGUGAAUUCUUCGCCGUGAAAAAAAGAGAAUAAAUCGCGAUCAGAAUGGAGAUCGAUCCGGCGGAUGAGCCUCAAGACGAGGAGCACACUUCUAUAUACGACGGAUACCCGCCCGAUUUUGGUUAUUUCAACAUUGCCCACGGCAUGCUGGUGGAGAUUUCGGAGGAGAUUCGGGCCAAGUUCCCGCAGGAGCGCCUCCGCUUCUCGCAGCUAAACAACCUGUACUUGGCUGCUCGUGGCGGCCAGAUGAUGAGCUUCGUCGAGAUCCUGAACACCGUCAGCAGCAGGGAGGUGCAGACGCACCUGGUCAAUACAAAUUUCGAUCAGCCAGAUGGACAAUCGCUGACCCCGCUCACCAUGGCCGCCAUGUCGGGCAAUGUGAAAUUCGUCAAGACCCUGCUAUCGCACUAUGACGUUGACUUGGAGCGGGAGUGCAAUGUCAUCUUUGACGGAAUGGUGGUAUACGGAGCCACCGCCCUUUGGGUGGCAGCCGGUAUGGGGCAUCUGCAGAUUGUCAAAAUGCUGGUGCAAGCGGGGGCGGCCAUUAACCACAAUACGAAGGCGCAGUCGUCGCCGCUGAGAGCAGCUUGUUAUGAGGGUCGCUUGGACAUUGUCGAAUUCCUUAUCGACAAUGGAGCGGAUGUGAAUGCCACGAAUCUAUUUAAUAACAACACACUGAUGAUUGCCGCCUACAAGGGUCACCACUUGGUGGUAAACACCCUUCUACAGAAUGGGUCCAGGGCCAACGACCAGGCGUUGUGUGGAGCCACAGCGUUGCACUAUGCCGCUGAGAGCGGUCAUUUGGAUGUUGUGGUUGCCCUGUUGGACCAUGGAGCCACUCUCAAAAAGAAUGAAUUGGGCAUUACGCCAGCCUUGCAGGCAGCCGAACGGCUCCACGAAGAUGUUCUCGAGGCGUUCAUUCAAAGGCCGGGACUGAUGAGCUUAGAGGAGCAAAUUACGGCCCUGGAGCUCCUAGGGGCCACUUAUGCGAAUGACAAGACUAAGUACGAUGUGAAUAAGGCGUACAGCUAUCUGCUGAGAGCCAUGCAGAUGCGAUAUAGCGAUCCGCGACGCAUUAUCCGGAAGCGGGUUCAGCCCUCUGUGCCCGCUUAUGACAGUUGGUUUGAGACUGAAAACCUGCCGGAAUUGUAUGCCAUCAAAUUAAACCACCACUCCAUUCACAUGGAGUCCCUGGCUAUCCGAGAGCGGAUAUUGGGACGCAAUAAUCCGGAAUUGCCGCAGGCCAUCAUCUACCGGGGAGCAGUAAUGGCGGAUCAGGGCAGGUUCUAUCAGUGCCAAGUGCUUUGGAACUAUGCCAUAGAUCUGAGAAUGCGAAAUAAUGUGUCCGUAGAUCGCGAUCUCCUUCGUUUCGCUCAACUUUUCGCCCAAAUACUGCGCGUCGAGAACCACAACCUCACCUUGGAUCACGUGCUGCCCGUUCUGGCCAAGUGCCAGCAGGAGAUCGAGAACAACAAGUUCAAGAUAAAGGAAGCCAAGCCCAACGCUUGUCCCAGUCUAUGGCAGGACCAGAACAAUCAGAACUGCAUAACUGCACUGUAUCUCAUCAAGAUCGUGACGCACUUGGCUCGUCGCAAGAAGGACCAGGACAUCAACGAAGAGCACAUCCAGCAGCUGUUUCUUGUGGUGCGCAAGUUCAUACAGAAUGACACGCGCCUUCAGGACGGUCAGACCUUGCUGCAUAUCGCAGUCAACGGAGUAAUGCCGGUGGAUGAGUUCUAUACAAAUGAAAUGUGCAGAUUCCCCUGCUAUGCCACUGCCUUGGUUUUGGUCCAUUGCGGCGCCUCCGUGGUGGCUGUGGAUGCGGCACGCAAUACCCCGCUGCACAUAUUGGUGACCAAGGUGAACACCACGCAAGAUCGUCAGGCGGAGAUGGCACGCAUUCUCCAAUUGUUCGUCGAGGCUGGGGCGCAUUUGGAUGCGGUGAAUGCGGCUGGACAGACAGCAGCCACGGCCUGCAAGCAACCUGUCUUGGCCAAUCGGCUGCAUGCCUAUCAGAAUGCUCACACCAGCCUCAAGUGUCUGGCUGCACGCACCAUUGCCAGCCACAGGCUGAACUUUAAGGGCCUGAUACCCACGCAACUGGAGGCCUUUAUCCAAAUGCACAGCGUGCACAAGGUGCUCCCGUAGACAUUUGCCAUAGGCACUAGCCGCAACCAAAGACUUUACAAUAAUUAGAUGAAAGACGACUAUACAUCGAAUUGCAAUAUGGCUUUCAUGGGAGCCUCUAGUACGGCGUUGCUCAUCAUUUUAUUUUAAAGUCUUUGCCGCAACUAAAGUCAUUAGAACUGUGAAUGCACUGAGCCAAGUUGGAACACAUUUAUAUGUAUCAAUAUAUAUGUAUAUCGAAUUUAGCGACUUAAUCUAGCCAAAAGAAUACAAGAAAGUAGAACGUUUUUAUUUUUGUACACAUUUUAUUUAGUAAUCUUCACUCUUAAUUU
Drosophila serrata is the source of this 2520-nucleotide messenger RNA. RefSeq names its product protein fem-1 homolog B (gene Fem-1). The record is from RefSeq and is a predicted model, not a curated record. NCBI's taxonomy places the organism in Eukaryota, Metazoa, Arthropoda, Insecta, Diptera, Drosophilidae. Gene Ontology annotation, molecular function: protein binding.